Marchantia polymorpha subsp. ruderalis is the source of this 2493-nucleotide messenger RNA. The record is from the annotation of a GenBank genome assembly. NCBI's taxonomy places the organism in Eukaryota, Viridiplantae, Streptophyta, Marchantiopsida, Marchantiales, Marchantiaceae.
GCAGCCGUUUGGGUUCAGUGAGGCAGCGGAAGAUGAAGCUGGACUUGGGACCUCGUGCAGCUGGCGGACCUCGAUUUGGAGGUGCGCGAUUCGAGCGCCGCGCGAUGCUGCAAAUCCUCACUCGACUUGAUUCUAUAUGGCGACCGAAUUUUCUGCAUCUCGGAACCCGAAGCCCGUCGGGUGAGCUGAAUCCAGGUGCUACUUAAUUCGCUUUGCAGAGGGCGGAGCGAGGAAGGACGAGGAGGAGGAGGGUGUUUGAGGAUGAUGGACUGCGAGGACGAAGGCGAGAUAAGAGAAAUUGAGGCGGGACCGACGAAGCAGAUAGAUGCUGUGAGAGCGAGUCAAUAAUUGUUGGUAUCCAAGUGCCGAAUUCCAGGCUCAUUCUACCCAAUGGGAAGAAUGGGAGAGAGUACUGCUCUGACUGCUCCACUGCUCUCGGACCGGCUAGUGGAAUCCGGUGGAGCCCCGCAGCAACCGCAGCAAAUUCGAGCGGAGGAAGAGAAUGGAAACAAGAUUUUGAACGAGGAUUGGAAAUGUGGUACGGAUGUAUGUGGAAUAGCCAACAAUAGUGAAGCUGCCAUAGAAGAACGAUCCGAAGCAACCAAGAAGCUGAGUCGUGCAGUUUACUUUUGCGUCGUGUUUAUGAUCAUAGAAAUUAUCGGGGGAAUCAAAGCAGGCAGUCUAGCAGUUCUUACAGAUGCAGUUCACUUGUCGUCCGACGUUGCGAGUUUCGCCAUAUCUCUUUUUGCAGUGUGGGCUGGAGGCUUGGAGGCCGACCGUCACCGCCACUCGUUCGGGUUUUACAGAGCGGAAGUGUUGGGCGCGUUAGUCUCGAUAUUGAUCAUAUGGUUGAUCACUGGAAUUAUAGUGUACGAAGCAGUUGACAGGCUUUUCACCGAGCAGGUUGCAAUCGAUGGUCGGUUAAUGUUCAUCGUAGCCUCGCUCGGACUUCUUGUUAACCUCGUGAUGAUGUUCUUGUUGGGACAUGACCAUGGACACGGAGGGCACGGGCACGGGCACGGGCACAGCCAUGAUCAUGGGCAUGACCACGAACACACAAGUGCUCAUGAACACGGAAGCCAUCACGGUCACGAUCAUGCAGAUGAGGAGCAUCACCACGACGAAGCACACCCGGAGCACGACGAGCACGCAGCUCUUAUGGUGGAAGAAGCACUGAGUUCUGACCCAAAUCAACACAGGCAGGAGUGCAAGCGACAGAAUCUUGUCGUCAAGGGUCAUGAUCGAAUCAUUGUCUGCAUUUGUGAUGAAGCCGACGGAUCUUUUGAGCGAAGGUUGACCAUUAAUUCGACGUCAAGUGAACACGAAGGUCGGCACACUGGUUCUAGUGGAAGAACAGAAAAUGUCAAUGUGCGCAGCGCAUACUUACAUGUCUUAGGAGACCUGAUACAGAGCAUUGGUGUCAUGAUUGGAGGAGCAGUCAUAUGGUGGAAGCCCGAGUGGAAGAUAGUAGAUUUGUUAUGCACUUUUCUCUUCUCCAUCAUCGUUCUGUUGACCACGUUGAAGAUGGUCAGUGAUAUUCUGGCAGUCUUGAUGGAAAGCACCCCGCGAGAAAUCGAUGCCAAACUCCUGCAAAAGGGUCUGGAAGCUAUCGACGGAGUAAUUGCUGUGCACGAGCUCCACAUAUGGGCAAUUACUGUUGGGAAAGUAAUCUUGGCUUGCCAUGUCAUGAUCCACCCUGAGGCCGAGUCCGAUGAGGUGCUGCAGAAGGUGAUUCACUACUGCGACUCCAAGUUCAAUAUCAGCCAUGUUACCAUACAGGUUGAGCGAAGAAAGCAAGCUGCACUACAAAAUGCUCCUUCAGGAGAAGGCCAUGCUCACGACCAUGAUCAUGACCAUCACCACCACGAUCAUCCCUAAGGGGCAGACACAGAGAGAGAAAGAGACAUGGAAAGAGAUAGCUGGUCACUUGAGAGCCUCAAUUUCACUGACGAGGGACGUCAUGGAAUUCCUCCCAUCUCUUCAACGAAAUUGGGUUCUGCUUCAUUGAAGGUGGGGAGUUCUGAAUGGUUGGGGAUGCAUCGUACGUCUAGGAUCAGAGCUUUCUCCGCAAGACAACGCAAACAGCGUAAGCGUAAGCAAGCAAGUGUGAGAAAGCUUUCCACAUGCUUCUUCUAGUGCUGUACUGUACUUCAUCAUCGGUGGCCGAACUGGUAUGAUGAACAUGUGGGACUAAUACCUGCGAGAUUGUUGCUGCCAAGCGCUUCAUAUGGUAACCGCGCUUGCCCAUAUUGGGUGAUGUGUACAUAUGACUCUAGAUCUGUGAGGAAGAAAUAUGAGAACCUAGCGCCAUGCUUUACCCGGCACAUGACAGGAAUCGAUAGAGAGUGCAUCAUGUGGAUUGUAAGGACAAUAUGGAUGGAAUGUUGUGCGCGGAUCAACCUUGGUUGUUGAUAUCGAUGUUUCUGUGAUUUUCAAUACAGUAACCAUUUAAAAAAAAUGAUUGUAAAAGUAUAUCAAAGCAGAAAAAACCCC